AACUGCGCGUGUUACAAUCUGUGGAUAACACAUGGUUUUAAAUCAUUUGUAAGACGUUCUUGAAAGAUUUCUCGUCGAAGUGAAAGGCAGACAGUUUUAUUACCUAUCACGUUGUUCCUAUGUGCCCGGUAUUGUCAAAGGAUUAGCGGAUGUGGUCUUGUAGCGCACUAAAGUCUACAAGACGUGUAGUGUCGUCAUAACUACUUCGUACGUUCUUAGAGAGCAUGCCAUCGAAAAAGAUACUUGGAAAAUCUAGACGAGUUGCAUAUUACAUUACAACCGCAAUGCAAUAAAUCUCCGAGUCAAUUGAGCGAUCACACCGCACUCUAAACAAAACUUGAGUAUCGAAAUGACAAUGAGGCUGUUGACAAUUGCCUGGAUGCUGAUGGCCGUCACCACGUGGAUCUGUUGCAGCUGCGAGGGUGCCAUAUUUUACGGGCCCGUAGAUCAAGAGCCGCGUUGGUAUGUGCCGAGAAGUCAGGAUAUCCUCGACACAAACUUGUUGGACUUACCCACGUUCGACAAGAGAAAUGGAGGUUCGAUGCAAGGCGAAUCCCCCAGAUCCCGGCCAAGCCUUUCAAUCGUAAACUCACUUGACGUACUCCGUCAAAAACUCAUGUAUGAGGUGGCCCGGCGACACGUUGAUGAAAACAACAAGGUGUUGACACAGAACAAUCAAAUACUAAGGAACCUGGGCAAAAGGUCGUUGAUGUCCAUUUUAGGAGUUGCGCGAAGGUUUUAAAACGGAACUAUGAGAUUUGUCUGUCUUAUUGCGUUAUUAUUUAACGGACAUUUUUAUUUGUAACGCAAUAUUAUUAAUUAAUUAAUUUGUUGAAUUUUCCUUACACGUAGACACCCAUAAUCUUAAUUCUUAAUACCGGUAACCGCGUUUUUGUUGUUCAUUCGAUCCAGUUUAAAAUUAAUGUACACACAUGUAUUAAUCGUCAAAGUAUAAUAUUUUAAUUAAAAAAUUAUAUUACUAUUAAUUUUAAAAUAUAUUAUGUAUGUAAUAUUAGAAUAACCAUGAAAAAUUUCCCUUUCCUAAAGCAUUUAUUAUUCUAUAUUGUAACAACAGCUCUUCGCUAUCGAUGUUUUACUAUUA
Messenger RNA from Adelges cooleyi (spruce gall adelgid), 1102 nucleotides. RefSeq lists its product as uncharacterized. Gene Ontology annotation, molecular function: hormone activity. NCBI's taxonomy places the organism in Eukaryota, Metazoa, Arthropoda, Insecta, Hemiptera, Adelgidae. Bases 350 to 742 code for a protein of 130 amino acids. The record is from RefSeq and is a predicted model, not a curated record. Gene Ontology annotation, cellular component: extracellular region. The transcript is spliced from 4 exons.